ACAAAUAUUUAGUGCGGACUCAGUUGGCAACCUACAUCCUGAGCGAAGAGCUGCAGCGGGUGGAGGGAUGAGCCACUCUUCUGUGACCGGUCAGGAUGCGCAAGAAGCAAGCAAUGGUGUGGACACCUCUGACUCUCCCAAAGCUUCAGAUUGGUCAGGACCUCAUGGAUUCUCCACCCAGGGGUUAAAGUUCAGGGAUGGGGCUGAAUUUGAGCCUCACGAGGGGUUUUCAGGCCUGUCAGAGACUCUCAACCACACACUUCACCACAUGGACUCAUGUAGAGACACACACAUAGAUCACUCUGAGUCCACACCUACAGAUUCACUGGUUCAGCACAACCAAUGUGCACAUAUUCUAACUGAAGACCGCUCACACAAGAACACGCACUCCUGUGAGACUGAACUAAUACACGGCCACUCUAAAAAAGAACUGGAAGAAUGGAGAGGGGAGGAGGAUGAGAGAAAGACAAGUGAUGGAGAGGUGAACUAUGUCAACAAGAGAGAGAUCAAGCAAAAAAAGGAGACACUUAUUUCUGUACAGCCAGUUGGUCUGUUCUCAACUGAACACCCUUCCACUCGCUCUGAACCUGAUGAAUGGGCCAAUAUAGAUUCGUUGGAUGAAGUCCAACCAAAUGCUUCCAUUUCUCCUGAUGAGGCCCCUCCCCUUGUUCCGGCACCUCCUCCCAACCAGGCCACACCCACUCUGCUGCCAGACCUGGACGAUUCUCCGUGCCCGGCUCAUGUGAUGGCGGAGGUGCGUGUACGGUCAGUACCAGAUCGAGUCGUGCGUGGCAUGCAGGACAGUAAGAGCCUGGAUGAGAUCAGUGGGGCAUGUGGGGGCGGUGCACGAGGAGGCGGGGCUAGAGGUGGCCAGGUGGAAGGACGCAGAGCUACCAUAUCCAGUGCCCUCGAAUUGGAGGGAACCGUCAGCCAUGAUGGAGAUCUCACGCACUUCAUCACCAAAAAUCUUGAACAGAAGAUUAAAAUGAGCUCGCGGCUGAGUCUGGACACGGAUUCGGACUGUUCUGGGCCUGUGGUACGUGGUCAUGGCUCUUUGCGUCGGCCGGCUGAUAUUCCGCCCAUUGACCCGUCAGUGCUGGUAGACCUGCACAAACACACACAGGAUGUGGCUCAGAGUGUAGAACUGAUGCUGCGAAGCCUCAAUGGAACUAUACAGAAUAUGACUGCUUUAAGUGUGGGCUAUAUCCAGACAUACAGAGAUUCUGUGGACAGUUUGGGAGAGUCAGUGGACAUGAGUAUAAAGGGAAUGUACACACUCAUGGCCCGGUGUGAGGAGCUAGAUCGCUCCAUGCAACCUAUACAUGCUCUAGCUGCUCAGAUCAGAGACAUCAAACGAACCCUUGAUGCCCUAGAGACCAUCUGCAAGUAACUAUGGCAACAAACCACACCCCCUGUCCGAAUGAGGACUCCAUCCCUUGGAGAAAAGCAGCGGCUCCGCCUUCUGCAGUCAUUCUGCUACACACCGUGCAAUGGAAGCAAUUUGCUAAUUAUAAUGUUUACUAGCAAUGCUCUGCAAGUGCUCGUCCCCUUAGAGACAGCUUGGUUCUCACCCUUCCCCUCGGGGACCACAUCUUCAACCACCUCCUUUUGUCUUGGCUCCUCCCCUCACACUGCAAAAUUGACUCCCUGUGAUUCAUGCCGUCCAACAUCUUUCACGUGACCACAGGAAGCACUCUCUGUUGUUGGUGGCUUAUGGGCGACUGAUUGGUUUUACUGUUGCCUGUUUAUGAAGUGAGUGUGUGUGAUUGGAACUAUUGGUAGGUAUUUUGACGGAUUGCGUCGUUGGUGUUAAAUGUACCAUCUGUAAUGGCCUCAAAUUUAAGACAUAGAGUAGUUUAACACCAAUAUUCGCCAGUAUGGAAGCCAUGCUCUAUGUAUACUUGUUCCUCCCGGAUGUCUUUGUUUCUGCAGGAUGGAUGCUAUGCAUCCCAGAUCAGUUCUUCUUUUCACAGCGACCAUUGUUAAAUGGAUAGUUCACCUGAAAAUAAAUUCUGAAAUCAUUUACUCACCCUCAUGUUGUUUGAAACCUGUAUUACUUUUUCUUCCAUGGAGUGCAAAAGGAGAUUUUUUGAAGAAAAUACAUACAAUCACCAUAAAUCAUGAGUAACGACUUACUUUUCAAUCUGUUUCUCACACAAAGAUAUCGUAUGACUUUGGAAGAGUUGUGCACACAUCAUAUGAACUACUGUUAUGAUGCACCUACGUCUUUUUUGAAGCUUGAAAUCUUCAGUCUACAUUCAUAAUCUCCAUUCAUUAAUUGCAUGGAAAAGAGUGGCCAGGACAUUCUUCAAAAUAUCUUCUUUUGUGUUCCUCAGA
This is a messenger RNA of Sinocyclocheilus anshuiensis, 2337 nucleotides long. RefSeq lists its product as uncharacterized. Gene Ontology annotation, biological process: lysosome localization. NCBI's taxonomy places the organism in Eukaryota, Metazoa, Chordata, Actinopteri, Cypriniformes, Cyprinidae. Gene Ontology annotation, cellular component: BORC complex. The coding region runs from base 68 to 1390 and encodes 440 amino acids. The record is from RefSeq and is a predicted model, not a curated record. The transcript has 6 exons.